AGCCCGGCCCUAAAUGUGGACAUAGCCCAGAUACGAGGGGACGCUCUAGGUUUAUAUUUAAAACCACUCCGAUAAAACCCUAGCAUCUCCUUUCUCUUCUCCUCCAGGCCGCCCUACUAGCCAUUGGAGCUACAGAUAUUCUGUGCAGUCGAGAUCAGAGGUAAGCGAUAAUCUCCUCCCGGUUUAAUGUUCCUUUCCCUUGCCAUUGUCUAGCUGUUACGGAUUUUUGUUAAAGCUUGCCGAUUCCACUUGUACUUCCUCGUCCUCAUUUACUAGUCUGCUUAAAGAUUUUGUUUUUCUGGAUCUAGACUAUGCGUUGCGAAUGCAAUACCCUCUUUUUUGUUGGCUUGAUUCUGUUUCUGUUCUCUGAGCUUCAUUUUCUGCUUUACUGUUUGUUCUCUUAAGCUUUACUGCGAUACCGUCAAUGGUCUUCUGGUGUUUGAUAUUCUGGAUUUGUUUGUUUCUUGCGUUCUGGCGAGGUAGUAGAGAUGGCAGAAGAAGCUAAGGUAGCUGCUAUUGUUCCCGAGUCUGUUUUGAAGAAGAGGAAGAGAAAUGACGAGUGGGCUUUGGCCAAGACCCAGGCAACAGUGGCACAGAAGAAGAAGAGUGCCGAGAACAGGAAGAUCAUCUUCAAAAGGGCUGAGCAAUAUGCCAAGGAGUACAAGGACCAGGAGAGGGAGUUGAUCAGGUUGAAGAGAGAGGCCAAACUUAAGGGUGGCUUCUAUGUCAGCCCAGAGGCCAAGCUGUUAUUCAUUGUCCGCAUUCGUGGUAUUAAUGCCAUGGACCCAAAGACUAGGAAGAUUUUGCAGCUGUUCCGUCUGAGACAGAUCUUCAAUGGCGUGUUCCUCAAGGUCAACAAGGCUACCGUGAACAUGCUCAGGAGAGUUGAGCCCUAUGUGACUUAUGGAUACCCUAAUCUUAAAUCUGUCAAGGAGUUGAUUUACAAGAGGGGGUUUGGCAAGCUAGACAAACAGAGAAUUCCCUUGACCGACAAUGCCAUUGUUGAACAGGGUCUUGGAAAGUUUGGCAUCAUCUGUGUGGAAGAUCUCAUUCACGAGAUCAUGACUGUUGGCCCUCAUUUCAAGGAGGCCAACAACUUCCUGUGGCCAUUCAAGCUUAGCGCUCCAUUGGGCGGGUUGAAGAAGAAGAGGAACCACUAUGUGGAAGGUGGUGAUGCUGGAAACCGUGAGGAUUAUAUCAAUGAGCUCAUCAGGAGGAUGAACUAGACGUUUCACCUUUUUAUUUUAUUUUUAUUUUCAAGCUUUAGAGGUUGCACAACUUUUGACUAAGCCAUAGCUCCUGGGAUGUUAUGUUAUCAAUCUUUUCUGGAUCAUUGGAUAUUAUGUUACCAAGCGUUUUCUGGUCUCUAUGUUCCCAACAUCUAUAUUUGUAGUUGAAAGAGUAAUGUUUGCAGAAGUUUUGUGAGAAUAGAAUCACCAUCUUGGUAUCAAUAUCCUAUCAGUUCAGUUAAAGCUUUACUUGUCCGCCUUGACCACUGCUUGCAAUGUGGAAGGCUGAUUUGGUAAUAGGAAUUGCCGUGGGUUGGGAAUUAUAGUCGGUAAUUUGUCCUUAUCGACCUAAGACCCUCAUCCUUUUCAGUCCGUUAAUAGCCUUCAAUGAAAACCAACUUUGCCAAUGUUUGUGAGACCAGUUGGGGGACUGAACCAGUGACGCUAACCGUUACAGGUAUCCAUAUUGUUGAAGUGUGCUAUUAAUUAAUUAAUUAAGUAUUAAACCGGGAUGCAUCACGCUACUAUCCAUAUACUCAAGCUCGUUUAGGGAUGGUAAUGGGGCGGGUUUUCCUAAACCAUCCCCAUCCCCAUCUUCAAAUACCCAAACUCAUACCCGCUCCAUACCUAUGCGGGGGAAUGUUUUGCAACCCCAUCCCCAUACCCGUGGGUUUCGGGUACCAAUGGGUAAUAUCUAUCCCCGUACAUCCAACAUUAUUAUACCUAAAACUUACAAGAAAGGUUUUUAAUUAUAACCAUAAACAAACCUAUUAUAUCAUGAAGUCAACAAAACACGGUCAUUUUCUAAAUACGAUUCAAAGAAUAUGAUCCUAAAACAUCCAUUAAUACAUAAUAUUGACUACAAUAUUUUUUUAAAUUAUUAUGCUCUAACUCUUGAUACAUUUACUAAGUAAUAAUUAACUAACAUAAUCUUGUUGACAAUAGGGCUGACAAUUUGGUCCAGGACUGUUUGGUUUUACCCGAAACCGGACCGUAUAACCCGGAUCGGGACCGGACUGGGACCGGAUAACAAACAAUCCAAUCUCAUAUUCGGGCUUAGAUUUGAGGUAAAAAACCCGGAUAAAGACCGGAUAAGAGACCCCAACACUCAAAUCCCCACAAACUCAAUGUAAAAUCAAAAUCAAAUUGGGACCGGACCGGAUCAAGACCGGAGUGUAUCCAAUCCAAUCUUUGGUCCUUAUAUUCCUGAAAAGAUCGGAGUGGGAUCGGAUCAAUUUGGUCCAAUUUAACCGGACCGUACCGUAUAGCCACCCCUAGUUGACAAGGGGGAAAGUGAAAGAGUGGAAGGAGAACUGAGGGAAAUGAUUUAGGUUUUGAUUAAGGUAGUUCCUCAAUUGCAUUUCUACUAUUUAUUUCCUCGAGUUAUCAUAUCAUCAUUGAUAGAUUACAAUUUAAUCCACAUAUUUUUUGAUAUGUGAAGAAAUUCUCUUGGUGGGACGGGUAUGGGUAUGGGACGGCCCGCCCCAUACCCAUCAAACUUUUUGCGGGUUUUACCCAUACCCGCCCCAUACCCGAUCAAAGCGGAGAUUUCCCGCGUUGACUGGGUCGGGGGAGGUCGGGUACCUGUGGCCAUGGGUUUGAUUGCCAUCCAUAGCUUCGUUUCCAUUUUCUUGCCAUGCAACUGCUUGAUCCUGAGCAUCGUAUAGUGAAUUCAGUUUCUUUUGCGUAAUAUGGAUGCUAACAAUCUUAUUAGAGCAAUUUUCUUAGUGAGAAUUAGUUUUAUGUAUUGUAAUUUGAAUUCUCUCUAGUCCGUUUGCUAGCUCCUACCAAUAAUGCGCUGACUUAGGG
Molecule: messenger RNA, 3038 nt
Organism: Linum trigynum
Lineage: Eukaryota; Viridiplantae; Streptophyta; Magnoliopsida; Malpighiales; Linaceae
Source: the annotation of a GenBank genome assembly